Aspergillus tanneri is the source of this 270-nucleotide messenger RNA. RefSeq lists its product as uncharacterized. The transcript is spliced from 2 exons. NCBI's taxonomy places the organism in Eukaryota, Fungi, Ascomycota, Eurotiomycetes, Eurotiales, Aspergillaceae. The record is from RefSeq and is a predicted model, not a curated record. The coding region runs from base 1 to 270 and encodes 89 amino acids.
AUGUUCGACGCCACGUUUACUCCCCGCGGUGCGCACGUCUCGACCCUGCGAGCCAACGGACAGAUUCGCUACUGGAUCACGGUAAUCUUUGGUCAUCUCAAGGCGCUCGGUGGCACCGGCGAGGCAGCGGACCUCAUUAAGGAAACGUUGGUCAAUGUGCUGGAUGUCAAGGUAGCCUCCUCUGCUUGUCCGGAGCCGGUGAAUUGUGGGUGCCAAGCCCGUCAGUUCCAAGAGAUCUCCGAGCAUUGGAACUUCCAGCGCGAGCUAUGA